GUAUUGAAGUCCUUUGAAACCCCUACGUGGUAAUGGUGUGAUCUGGACUUACAGCGUCCUCAAUGUCACGUUGUGUGUUGUAGCUCGCUGUCUGAGGGCGAAGCCGCCGUUUCCGAGUCUUUAAUCAUGUUUACAUUAAACUGUGUGAGGAGUCUGUGCCGACACGUGGCUGCGAACGCCACCGGAAGUGCUGUAUGUAGAAACGUUGGACUGCAGAGGACUUUAUGUAGCAGCUCUGUGAGACAUCAGGGAGCUGCAGACUCUGAGAACACAUCCAAAGACUUCAGCCAGCUUCCUCCACUCCCCGGUCAGGAGAGUUCACUCCGAUGGGGAGGAAAGAAGUUUGAAGAGUUACCGAUCGUUCACAUUAAAGCCACCUACAACAACACACACAUCCAGAUGACGGACAGCGUAGGAGAGUCUCUGGUCAGGACGUCCUGUGGAACCGAAGGCUUCAAGAACAUCAAGAAGUCGACGCCAGUCGCCGCUCAGACUGCAGGAAUCUCAGCUGCCUCGAAAGCCACAGCGAAGGGGGUGACGUUUGUCCGAGUCGUCAUCAAAGGUAUCGGUCCAGGACGUCAGUCUGCGAUCCAAGGCCUGACGAUGGGCGGCCUGGAGGUGGUAUCGAUCACUGACAACACCCCCGUGCCGCACAAUGGAUGCCGCCCACGCAAAGCCAGAAGGACUUGAGCUCAGCGGAGACAGCAUGCAGGAGGAGGAAGAAGCAGGAGGACGGCGUGCGUUAUGUGUAAUAUGCUAAUAAAGUGUUUUGUUAUGUAACUCUG
This is a messenger RNA of Labrus bergylta (ballan wrasse), 785 nucleotides long. Lineage: Eukaryota; Metazoa; Chordata; Actinopteri; Labriformes; Labridae. The record is from RefSeq and is a predicted model, not a curated record.